UGACAUUGACGCUCUGGAAAUGUUGAGUAGCUGCUGAUCUCAGACAGUCGCUGCUCGGUGGAUUCAGCACCACUCGCCCGUGGACAGCUCCCGCUGGACCGCUUUACAUGGACACAACACUCGUUUAUAGUCAUACUGGAAGUUUACAACUUAGAGAGGAAUCUACGGACACCUCACUGCAUGACACACGGACAUAUUCCCUUUGGAAAAGAAUCCAAAUUCACUGUUAACUGAAACUGUGUCGAGUUCGAUCGGGGGUUUGUGUGGAUCUCUGCUGCUGUCUGAAAUCAGAGACAUGGCGACAAACAACACCAAAAACACCGACGGACAAGUUGUGACGGAACUCAACGAGAUCACAACUAACGACAAACCCAAAUCAGAGGACGCCAAACCGGAGAAGAAGAAGAAAGACAUUCCAGAAAGAGAAACUUGGGGUGGGAGAUUUGAUUUUCUCCUGUCAUGUGUGGGCUACGCCAUCGGCCUGGGCAACGUGUGGAGAUUUCCUUAUCUGUGCGGGAAAAACGGCGGAGGGGCUUUCUUGAUUCCUUACUUUUUGACGCUAGUUUUUGCGGGAGUUCCUCUGUUUUUUCUUGAAUGCGCUCUUGGACAAUACACUUCCAUUGGCGGCCUUGGGGUUUGGAAACUAGCUCCAAUGUUCAAAGGUGUUGGUCUUGCGGCUGCUGUUCUCUCAUUCUGGCUGAACAUUUACUACAUUGUCAUCAUUGCCUGGGCCCUGUACUACUUAUACAACUCUUUUACCACUGAGCUUCCAUGGAAAACGUGUAACAAUCCAUGGAACACAGACAGAUGUUAUACAAACUACAGCAUAGUAGACACCACCAAUCUCACCAGUGCUGUCAUGGAGUUUUGGGAACGCAAUGUGCAUCAAAUGACUGAUGGCUUAGAAAAACCUGGUGAAAUUCGUGUUCCACUUGCAAUAACACUGGCCAUUGCCUGGGUCCUCGUGUACUUCUGUAUCUGGAAAGGUGUUAGCUGGACCGGAAAGGUUGUUUACUUCUCUGCCACCUACCCCUACUUCAUGUUGCUCAUUUUGUUUAUCCGUGGAGUGACCCUGCCUGGGGCUAAAGAGGGAAUCUUGUUCUAUAUCACUCCUGAUUUUCAGAAGCUUAAGGAGUCUGAGGUUUGGCUGGAUGCUGCAACACAGAUUUUCUUCUCCUAUGGUUUGGGUCUAGGCUCCCUUAUUGCUCUGGGCAGCUACAACCCUUUCAAUAACAAUGUGUACAGGGAUUCUAUCAUCGUGUGCUGUAUAAAUUCCUUCACUAGUAUGUUUGCUGGAUUUGUGAUUUUCUCUAUUGUGGGCUUCAUGGCACAUGUGACAAAGAGACCAAUUGCUCAUGUAGCUGCAUCCGGUCCUGGUUUGGCAUUUUUAGCUUACCCAGAAGCUGUGACGCAGUUGCCCGUCUCACCAUUGUGGGCUAUUCUCUUCUUCUCCAUGCUGCUGAUGCUGGGAAUCGACAGUCAGUUCUGCACAGUGGAGGGCUUCAUCACUGCUCUGGUGGAUGAGUUCCCGCGGCUGCUCAGGAACAGAAGAGAGAUUUUCAUUGCAUGUGUUUGCAUUGUGUCCUACGCCAUUGGGCUGUCCAAUAUCACACAGGGUGGCCUCUAUGUGUUUAAACUCUUCGACUAUUACUCAGCCAGUGGGAUGUGUCUGCUUUUCCUGGUGUUCUUUGAGUGUAUCUCAAUCUCCUGGUGCUAUGGUGUGAACAAGUUUUAUGAUAACAUCCAGGAAAUGAUUGGAUACAAGCCUUGUAUAUGGUGGAAACUGUGCUGGGUUUUCUUCACCCCUCUAGUUGUUGCUGGUGUGUUCCUCUUCAGCGCGGUGCAAAUGGUUCCUCUUACAAUGAACAACUAUGUGUUCCCUAAAUGGGGACAAGGAGUGGGCUGGCUCAUGGCUUUAUCCUCUAUGGUUCUCAUUCCUGGUUAUAUGGGCUACAUGUUCCUCACCCUGAAGGGGACAUAUAAGGAGCGGCUUAGGAUAAUGCUGCAGCCUCCAGCAGUGAGGCGUGCUCAGGAGAACGGGCCGGAGCAACAGCAGCCUCAGUCACAGCCACAGCUGCCGGAGCAGUCACCGCAGUCACCGCAACCACAGUCACCGCAACAACCGCAGCAACCAGACCAGGCACCGCAGCAACCGCAAUCACCGCAACAACCACAAUCACCGCAACAACCGCAGCAACCGCAACAACCACCGCAGCCGCAGCCACAACCACAGCCGCAGUCUCAGCCACCGGUGCAGGCUGAUAGUUCAUCUCCAACUAACCCUGGCAACGACGCCAAUGUCUAAAAGCAGUAGAGAUGAACCCCAGCAGAGAGCAAUCAAAGAUCAACAACACAGAAGACUUCCAUGUUUAUACAGUAAUAGAAUCAUCUACCUCCAGGGGUCAUAAAUAAUCAAACUAAACAUAAAAUGUGACAAAAAAAAAAAAAAAAAAAAAAAAAACACAAACAAACACACAAUCACUUGCAUUUGAAAAACUUACACAAACUCUGUAAGCUUUCCAAAUGUGAAGCAAAGAGUGUCAGUGUUAAAAAAUGACUUAUACUAUGUAUUAUGUGAAUUUGUCUCUACUAAGGUUAUACUGUGAGUUAGAUUUAAGGACAGUGCAUUGUCUUGCAAUGCAUAAACUAUUUAUGUGAGGUAUAAACAGUUUCUAUGUUGCACUGGGACAAAGCGGGAGUCCGUGAUUAUCAAAGAAAAACUGAUUAUGAUUUUGUGGGUCAUUUGUAAAAACCAAGGUGCAUCAAGCAAGCCCUGUGUCCGAAGCACAAUGAAUUUUUAUUCGGUAGAGCCCUUGGAUGACCCAUUAUAUGUUGUUGAAUAUUUUUGUUGAGAGAGACUGUUACUAUAUGUUACUUUUUUUUCUUUUCUGAGCUAAAAAAGAGAAAAUACUUGUAUGUGAUUUUUAGCUUUGUACUUUAAUGUUGAGACCAAGGACCAAAAUCAUAGACUAAAGCAAAAACGAAUCUAUGCCUGUCAGUGUGUAGUUUGUAAAGCACAGGGUACAAAAAUACCGAAAAUGAGAACACCACAAAACACAGGGUGAACAUUUUUGCAGAUUAUACAGAUUACUGAUGAGUGCUGUCAAUUCAGUGUCCUGUUUACAUGUCCCCUCAGGAAUAUCCGAAAAAAGAAGAAAAAAAAUCUCAGAUAUGUCUCUGACCCUGAGUGCAUAUCAGCUCCUUAAGCCUGUGAUUUAUGUAGUCGCGAUUUGCAUGACCAUUAGUUACUUCAUGUGCCAAAAUGUUGAAUUGUUGCAGUGCUAAAACAAAAUGAACUGCCCUCUCGAUACAAUGGUUUACACUAUACUAUAUUGUGCCAUACCUUUUUGAAAAAGGAUACGAAAUAUUUCUUAAUAACAUAUUUUAAGUAAGUAGCAUAUACUAAAAUAUAUUAGGGCUUUUCUGCCCCUUUUUUCCCCAAAAAAGCAAAAGCACAAAACCUAGAGUACAGAGACUUCUCCGACGACAGGGCAAUGAUGUGCUGACAGUUUCCGUCAAAGGCAGCUACACGUGAAAAGCAUUCGGUCGUGUUAAACAUGUUUACUAAGAGGAGAUACGUACCUACAUAAAAUGUGAAAUGGCUAUGUCCUGUGAGUUUUGUACAAAGAUACUUUACUGCAGUUUUAUCUGGAACUUUAUUGUAAAAUUGUAUUGUGUAAAACAUGUAACUGUGAAUGUCUGUACUCCAUUGAGUUUUUGUCUAAAUGUUGAAAUAUUUGAAAAACAAUUGCUGUUUUCUGCAAUAAUAUUUUGAUCUCUGAAGCACAUAUCUUAUGGAAAUUAUGAGUGAUGAUGAUUAUAAAAAGGAUUAUAAAACAAAUAGGAUUUAUGUCUCGUAAGAAAUAAUAUUGUUUUGUAUAUUUUUAACUGUUACACUGCCUAAAAUUAUAACAUAGGACAUGUAUUUAAAUGGUGUCAUAUGAAAAAGCACGAUUGUUAUGUAAAAUGUAUGAAUAAACAGAAAAUAUUCGUAGUCUAUAA
This is a messenger RNA of Ctenopharyngodon idella (grass carp), 4002 nucleotides long. It is a transcript of the gene slc6a1a, whose product is annotated as solute carrier family 6 member 1a. Lineage: Eukaryota; Metazoa; Chordata; Actinopteri; Cypriniformes; Xenocyprididae. Gene Ontology annotation, biological process: sodium ion transmembrane transport; neurotransmitter transport. The transcript is spliced from 15 exons. Gene Ontology annotation, molecular function: gamma-aminobutyric acid:sodium:chloride symporter activity. Bases 296 to 2305 code for a protein of 669 amino acids. Gene Ontology annotation, cellular component: plasma membrane; cell surface; axon. The record is from RefSeq and is a predicted model, not a curated record.